This is a messenger RNA of Beauveria bassiana ARSEF 2860, 2031 nucleotides long. Its product is annotated as LCCL domain-containing protein. NCBI's taxonomy places the organism in Eukaryota, Fungi, Ascomycota, Sordariomycetes, Hypocreales, Cordycipitaceae. The transcript has a single exon. The record is from RefSeq and is a predicted model, not a curated record. The coding region runs from base 1 to 2031 and encodes 676 amino acids.
AUGACCGAUGAGCCUGACGACGAAAACAGACCGCUAAUGGCCACCCACGACCAUAUUCACGGCGCCGAGGAGCGCGGGCGCAGGCGCCCCGACGACGACGGCACAAACAAAAAUACCAUGACAUCUACGACUGCCACGCCCGAGGAUGGCUCGUCCAGUGUGACAUCUGCUCUCUAUCACGACAAUAGCGACGACACGCCGACUCCACGUUUCAUCCAAGAUCAACAGCAACAGCAGCGGGAUGCCGGCGAUGCUUCUUCUCAGCGGAGCCAUCACCACAAGUGGCCGAAAUGGGUGCCGUAUUCCGUCGAGCGCACCGGCCGCGCCAUCGCACGCUGGUCGCGGGGGCCUCCCAACGCUCAGCCCUACCGCAUCAGGCCCAUCUUCCCCGCUGUCCAGGAGUUCCCGCUGCGCGUCCUCGACAGGCUGCUACCGGGCCGCCGGCGCCGCCGCUGGCUGCUGUUCUUCUACCUAGCCAUAUGGGUCGUGGCGUUUGCGCUCAUUAAGCGCCAGGAGACACUCGCGGGCAACAUUGCGGACUGGGGCCGGCCCAAACCCAUUGGCUGCGGCGCGGCCUACUUCUCGCGCAGCAACAUCUGUGGCCUCGACGGCAACGACUGCCGGCCCUUCAACGGCAGUGCCCUACCGUUCCGCUGCCCAGGCAACUGCGCCAGCUACCGCGUGCUGAACCCGCGCGCCGUCGGCGACCAGGAGGUCAUUUACCGGCCGCUGAUUGUGGGUGGGCCCACGACGGAUCUCGAGCCCGAAUUGGCGACAUAUCGCGGCGACUCGUACAUUUGCGGCGCGGCUGUGCAUGCGGGCGUCGUCUCCAACACCAACGGUGGCUGCGGCGUGGUGAAGCUCGUCGGCCGCCAAGAAAACUUUGUCUCGUCGGUCCGCAACGGUAUUACUAGCGUGCCGUUUCACUCGUACUUUCCGCAGGCGUUUCAGUUUAUCAAGGUCGACUGCCACGCCACCGACGCCCGCUUCUCCAUUCUCGCGCUGUCCGUCGUCUUCACCGCCGUGCUCGGCCUCUUCACCUCGUCGCCCGCCGCAUUCUACUUUCCAGCAUUCAUCGGCGCCUUUUGGACCGUGGGCAUGGCCACGGACACGCCAUCCUACACCACCGUGGCGGCACUCUUCUCCAACAUUCUCGGCAAGUUUGUGCCUGCCAUGUUUGCCGGCUGGGUCAUGUACGACAAGAUGGGUGUGCGGCGCACCUUGCAGGGCCUCACCGCGCAGGUCGAGAAGAUUGUCCUUUGGCUCGGCGCGUGCUGGGUCGGCGCGCUCGACAACUACACGCUCGAUUUCAUCCCCAUCCAGCGCCUCAACGGGCACGACCUCGCGCAGCAGCCCGGCGCCCGCGCUGCCCUCGCCAUCAUCGUAAUUGGUCUCUUCUUCAUCAUCGUCUUUCAAGCCUGGUGCUUCCGCCAGGAGGCGCGCUUCAACAAGUACAUCAAGCUCUACGCCCUGUUUCUCGGUGGCAUCGUUCUCUCCCUCAUCCUGCCCGGGCUGAACCUGCGGAUCCAUCAUUACGUGCUUGCGCUGCUGCUGCUGCCCGGCACAAGCAUGCAGACGCGGCCCUCGCUGCUCUACCAGGGCCUCCUCGUCGGGCUCUUCAUCAAUGGUAUCGCCCGCUGGGGCUUUGGCUCCUUCCUCGAGACCGACAGCGCUCUGCAGGGUGACGCUCAGCUCGGCACGCUGCUUCCCGGCAUCCGCGCCCCGGUCAUUGCCUGGUCCAACGACACGGCUGCCCAGUCAUCCAUUACCUUUAAAUGGGACCUCCCACCGCUUGACGAGUACGACGGCAUCAGUAUCCUCGUGAAUGACGUGGAGCGGUACCGCGCCUACUUUGACGACACGCUCUCGCCGGCGCAAGAAUACACGUGGACGCGCAACUCGAGCCUCGGCCUGCCAGAGUACUUCCGCUUCGGCUUCAUGGUCGAAAGUGAUGCUGGUGAUUAUACAAAGGCGGGGGUCUGGAGCAAGGAUGGCGAAUGGACAGAAAUGGCAGCAGGCCCUUCCAAGUAA